Penicillium brevicompactum is the source of this 249-nucleotide messenger RNA. RefSeq lists its product as uncharacterized. NCBI's taxonomy places the organism in Eukaryota, Fungi, Ascomycota, Eurotiomycetes, Eurotiales, Aspergillaceae. The coding region runs from base 1 to 249 and encodes 82 amino acids. The transcript has a single exon. The record is from RefSeq and is a predicted model, not a curated record.
AUGGAGAGGCAGGUCAAGCCAUUGGCAAAGGCUCGGGAGGAACUGGCGGAGGUGUCUCCAUCACUGGGCGGCUCUAAUCUGACCGACCAGCCCGGCACUGCCAACCAGUACGGUGAUAAUAAUCGCCUUUAUAGCCUGCUCGGCAAUGGCACGCAGAAAAUCGCAAAUGGCCACUUUUUUGAGGCGGGGGGAAAUCAGAAUUUUGGUGUGAUCCCACCCGAGGAGUCUAUAGAGUCCAAGGUGGCAUAA